AUGAUACUUUCACAAGCCCAUCUUUCUAAGCCUCGUCUUUUAGUCUCCAGCUCCGACGAUACCCAUCACAUGACGACUGGAGCUCAGCACGAGGUUGUAUUCGCACAAACAUGCAAUCAUCGCUCCAAGCACAUCCAUCCACAUCGGCUUCAGGUGGUGGGGGAUGAUCUGCUGGUGACCAACGCAAAACGUGUGAGCCGAGCGAUUGAGACCGGAGCCUGCAAUGCUCUUCUGCUGAAGGUGAACCAGAUCGGCACGUUCACCGAGGCCCUGGAAGCCUGUCAACUGGCCAGACAGGCCGGCUGGCGAGUGAUGGUCUCGCAUCGGUCAGGCGAGACGGAGGACAAUACGAUCGCAGACAUCGCCGUCGGUCUGGCCUGUGGACAAGUGAGUUUACCGGCCCACUCGCUGACCUCUUCCCAGAUGCCCAUGUCAUGA
Messenger RNA from Protopolystoma xenopodis, 438 nucleotides. NCBI's taxonomy places the organism in Eukaryota, Metazoa, Platyhelminthes, Monogenea, Polystomatidea, Polystomatidae. The record is from the annotation of a GenBank genome assembly.